Molecule: messenger RNA, 1172 nt
Organism: Planococcus citri (citrus mealybug)
Lineage: Eukaryota; Metazoa; Arthropoda; Insecta; Hemiptera; Pseudococcidae
Product: collagen alpha-2(I) chain-like
Exons: 5
Coding region: 322-999 (225 amino acids)
Molecular function (GO): extracellular matrix structural constituent
Source: RefSeq, a predicted model, not a curated record
UAUGUUCGAGUCUUGCAUUCCCUGUAGUGCUUAUUCAAUUGCUCGCGGACAGUGUACAUUUGUGCAGUUGUAUGAGUUGUUUUCGUAUUUUUUCUGUACGAUUGUGGAUCAAUUACACUUUUUUCGAAUUCAUUAAUAAAAUAAAAUUACUUGUAAUUAAGAUAGCAGGAUUACCAUAAAAAUUGUCUAAGGACAACUCUUAAUGUGAAGUGGUAUGCUUCUCAGAGGUGACUAGUCACAUUGUCUGUUUUAAUUCACAAUAAGUCUUUUUUUCAAAUUGAAAUAAUUUAUGUGUAAAAAUCAAGCAACUGGCAGUGACUCAUGAUGAAUCUUUUCCUGUCAUUCAUUAUUAUUGUAAUAUUCCAUGGAGCAUCAAGAAGUGUAAAUCCUUCAAAAAUACAUCGACCAAAAACUUGCCGAGAAGUGUUCGACAGUGGUUUAGGAGAUGAAGACGGUUCCUAUUGGAUAAAUCCCAGUCAAGGUGAUGAAAAAUAUAUGAUCUUAGCUGAUUGUAAACUCAAAACACGUGAAACGUGUGUAUCCUCGCACCCAUAUAGUUCGAAAAAGUUUGAUAUUUCUGGGGCUAAAUCAGAAGUUUGGUUAGGAAAACGACAUCCCAGUUACCAGAUCGCUUACCGAGCAGAUGAUAAUCAGCUGAGAAUGUUGCAACAGAUGUCCAAAUAUGCAACACAAACUAUUACUUAUCAUUGUAAGAAUGUUAUUGUGUACUACGACAGUAUCAACAAAAAUUUUGAGAAAAGCGUAAAAUUACUGGGAUGGAAUAACGAUGAAAUCACCCCGCAAAACCUUUCAAAUUUACAAUUUAUGUCCGGUUACGACAAUUGUCAGCAUAUAAACCAUCUUCAUAGCUCAGAAACGCGCAUCACGUACUCAACUAACGUACCUUCCCAACUCCCAAUCACUGAUAUAGCAGUUCGAGAUGUCGGAAGGCCUAGACAAUAUAUUUACGUGGACAUUGAACCUGUUUGCUAUCUUUAAUAGCGAUUUUCCAUCAAGAAUUUUGAGCAAAAUUGAAGAAUUUAUACCCAAAACCUAGCUGAUUAAGCAUGGAAUGAUCUUUAUCGCUCACUUUUCAGAAAUAGUGUAGCUACCUAGUACCUACUUUCAUUAUGUAAGAUUUACUGAGAAAAAAUAAAUGUCAAACAAUGUUG